UUCAGGUUUUACUAAUUUUUUAUAGAGAUGCGAUAUUCUGGCGAAUGGUCUGGCGACAUUGACUUGGUCAAUGAAAAAUUUUCUCAAUCGAUUUCUCCUUUGAUUAAGCAAUUCUCUUAAAUUGUUACUCUUUGUUUCAUGUUCUUCAACUAAUUCUCUUAUUUUCCCCUUUUCUAGUUUAAUUUUUGGUGUAGAUUUGGAUAAUCUUUGUAACCCCUGCUAUGACCUAAACUAGGGUUUACUAAUUUUUUUAGAUUUUCAGUUUUAUCAUUUAGAGAUUGUUGAUGAACAAAUAUAAUUAGAUUUUGAUUACAAUUUUCUUCACUUUUCGAUUACCUUUUCUCAGUUUGACCCUAAUUUUUUCUUCUCUUUAUCUUUUAUUCUAGGUCAUGAGCUAAUGGAGAAACAGUCAUGGAGUUCCAGAAAUCAUCAUGAGAUUCCGUAAACAGCAGGAAUCUUUGGCUUGUCAGGCAAAUUAAAAUGUAUGGUUUUGGUUCAAGAUUAUAGAUAUCAAUACAGUCUCUUGGUUACAGAUAUCAAUUUGGUCUCUUCGAUGCAGAUUCUUCACUAUGUCUGGUAUUCUCUGAUUGUAUAAAUGGUUUUUGACCUUGAGAUUUUGAUUGAAGACUUAUCAGAAUGAUUUGAGACCCUACUUUAUGUAGGGAUUAGAUAUGUAUAGAAACCAUAAACUAUCAUAGUUUUCACAGAUAAUGAUUUUGGAAAUGGGAUUAUUUAUCAUGAUUUUUCUUGUUAACAAAUAUAAGAGCAGAUUGAUAACAUCUUAUAGAAGAUUAUAUCUCUGAAGAAGGUUGCUUAUUACUGUUAAUUACUCUUCUCAAGGUGUUAGAAGAAGUGUUAAUUUUUUAUAGAUACUUAAUUGGAAUAUUUUACUCAAAUCAAGAUGUUCUAUUUCUCUUAAUCUUUUAGUUUUUCAUUGAAGGAGGUGUUAUCAGGUCUUUUACUACACAUGGCAACAAUUUUAAUUAGCUAAGUCUCUGGUAGGCUCUGAUCAUGUAAGAGAAUAUUAUUACUCUGGUUUAAUUCUGGCAUUAAUUGGUUAUUCUUAAAGAAAGAGUUGUCAAAUCUUUAAUGCAAGCAUGCAGCAUUAUCCCUCUCAUACCUUGGAGUCUCUGAGAGAAGCAUUUAGACUAGUAGGUCUACUCCCUAGCCUGCAUUAGAUAGUCAGAUCAAUUUUAUUGCUCAGCUGUAUCAUUACUUCUAUGUUUGCCAUGCUUAAGAUUCUCUUAAUUUCUUUUUAUCUGAAUUCAUUGCUAUUUAUACUACAAGUGUUUUCAAUUCAUCAGCACAGCCAUUCUUCAACUCAAUACCUAUCUUGUUAUCUACAGAUCAGUGUUUCAACUAUGGCAUUACCUGCAGAACAUGUUAGAGUUCUUGAUGUUGACUCAGAUGUAAAUGAAUUUCCAAAUAGGUUUGCUGCACUGUUAUGUGAUGAUACCAAAAACUACCAUCAAACCUCAGUCAAACAUCAACUAAAUAGAAUCUGGCCUAUUUCUGCAGCUGACUUUAAGCUUGCAAAACCUUACAUUCUUGGAGGCGCUAUCCAAACUUGUUUGUUGUAAUGUUUAAGAAAUCUCAAGAUAGGGAUAUUGCUUUUCAAGCUAGACCAACAUUGGUCUUUGGUCAACUUUUUGCAGUUCAACCUCUUAAAGAUUUAGAGUCUAUCUUUGAUCUUGUUUGGAAUGACAUCCUCAUGCCAGUGCAGAUACUGAUUCAUUCUGAUCUGGUCAACAAAGGUUUGGUUCGACAAGUUUUUGAUCAACUUGGAAAGUUUGUUUCUGCUGAUUCUCCGGCUGGGAAUUGGUAUGAAGCUAAGAUGAUGGUUCCUCUGAAAGAACCACUAACAAGAAAGGUUGUAUUCAAUUCUAGUAAGAGAUCUUAUAUUAUGUCUGCUUUUUACCCUAAACUUCCAUUUCGUGCUUGCAAGAAAUGUUUUGUCUUGUAUCAUAAUGAAGCAAAGUGUAAUGAGAUUCUGUCAAGGAUUGUGGUUACAGCACUGCCAGCACCCUCUUCACGUGCUACUCAUGUUGCGGUAACAAACGUCAAGCCACAAUCUGUUGCUGGAGAAAGCUCGAAGCCAAAGAACACUGUCAGUGAGGAUAACAUUAGUGAACAUUCAAAACCUUCAGCCUUCUCCAUCAGUCUCCAGCCUUCAGGAUGUAUUGGUAACAGAAACUCAGCUUUUUCUCCUAUUGUUGUUCCGUCUGUUCUACCGCCUGUCUUACCUCAUAUGACUGCACUAACCAUUAGAGAGUCCAUGAAUCCUCAUACUCCCCCCCAUACUCAAAGUGCAGUGUCAAGCUUUGUGUCGCAUUUUAAUAAUUUCACCCUUCGGGAUUUUGGUAAUGUGCAAGACCGCAAAGGAAAGAGGCCUAGAACAACUUUUGAAUCAGUUUAUUUGGAGGCCAUCUCCUUUUUCAUCAUCCUCUGUAAUGAUGCCGACUCCUAGAUGGCCUCCGCUUACAUCUGCUCCUCCUUUUUCUCCCCCUGAUAUUGCCACAUUUAAUAUUGGAAGUAAUGUUAGUUGGGCAACUACUUGUACUACUUUCUCCCAAUUAGUUGUGUCUUCUUCAAACUAUGCUUGCAGUUCAGUUUCAGAAAUGAACUACUUUUAUCCCGCAUUCUAUUGAUCAAGUCUUUAUGAGAGAACCCUCCCAGAAUGAAGAAUUUAAGGAACCUAUUAUGCUAGAACCUAUGCCACUUGCCACUCUUCCUCCGGAACAGAUCAUUACUGAUGAAGAAUUUGAACGAGAAGUGGAUCUCAUGAUGAUGGAUGGUGACUCUAUGGCUGUGGAUAUCUCCAUGACUCAUGACCCUGAAAUAUAAAAAGUUCUUGUGCGGACUUUGGUGUGAUGUCAGAUGCAGUAGGAGCUGAAGCUGUUGCUCUAAUUUUGGCCAUCUCUUGGGCAGAAGAGAUGUGUCUAUACAAGGUUGUCUUUAUUAGUGACUGUCUUCAGUUAGUUCAGCACAACAAUGGUGUUAAUACUAGCAAUGCCUGGAGAAGCAGUGACUUUCUAGUGCAAUGUCGGAAGAAGAUUUGAAAUUCAGUGUCUUUUAAAAUUAUGUACAUUAAGCGUGAUAAGAAUAAACUAGCUGACCGGCUUGCACGUCGGGCUAGAAAGCUUAGUCUCAAGAAUCUGAUUUUAAUUAUAUUAAACAUACUUUGUUGCUAAACCAUAAAAAAGUUAAACAUAUAGAAAUAAAUA
Messenger RNA from Papaver somniferum (opium poppy), 3224 nucleotides. RefSeq lists its product as uncharacterized. The record is from RefSeq and is a predicted model, not a curated record. Lineage: Eukaryota; Viridiplantae; Streptophyta; Magnoliopsida; Ranunculales; Papaveraceae. The transcript is spliced from 2 exons. Bases 1580 to 2467 code for a protein of 295 amino acids.